Orbicella faveolata is the source of this 3399-nucleotide messenger RNA. RefSeq lists its product as uncharacterized. The record is from RefSeq and is a predicted model, not a curated record. Lineage: Eukaryota; Metazoa; Cnidaria; Anthozoa; Scleractinia; Merulinidae.
UUUGAAAAGCAAUUUCUUGACCCAAAGGUUCGAGUAGCAACAGACAGAGGAAAGAGUGCAGAUUUUCAGACGUCUGGGGAAGUGUUUACUCAGGAAAGAGCUGAUGAAGCACUUCCUAAUGAUCCUUACAUGAACUACCUACUCUGGCCACACUUCCACUUCAGUGGCACUUUUCGUUCUGAUGUAUCAACCGUAAAUAACGACCCCUCCCGCUACGACACCGAAAACUUUGUCGCGGCAGACCUGUUGCAAGGCCCAGGAAACUGGAACCCAAAAGGCAGCGGCGAAUGGAGCGUGACUGGCUCAGUGAGUCAUGUGUGCUAUGCCAAUGGACACUGUGUGGGAGAAGAUGAGGGUGAUAAGGAAUCCGAACCACUCAUGGGGGCAAAGAUACGAGACGGUGGCAACGGAACGUGGGCAAAGAUGGUCGACUUGGACACCGAGGCCCAAACUUUCUCUGAGAUUUGGGGCUGGAGGAUUCGAAUUGGGAACCUGUUUUCGGCUGAUUAUAUGCCAGUCCCCUUUCAGUACAUGUGGAAAAAGAUGAUAAAAAACAGAGGAGGAGAUUCUACCCUCGGGGCAGCUUACCAAUCAGUUUUGUCAAAUAUUCGAUGGAUAGAUAAUGGAAAUGGUUCGCCAUUCAUCAAACAGCUCCAAAAGGCAAUGACCAAUUUCAACAUAACCAGCGACAAAUUAUCCAUACGAUUUAACGUGGACAUGUACCAGGCGAAUUAUGAGGAAAACAAUUUUACUACAGGACGAAUUACAGGUACAAUUGGUUUGUUAGGGCGGAAAUCCCCACCGUUCUUUACUCAUGGCCGCAUGAUGAAGUCACUGGUGAGUCAUCUUCAGGAUACGCCUUUUUACGUCGAUCAACAUCACAGGAAAGUUUUUGUUGACUUUGGCAACAGUUUACCAAUAUACGAAAAUGGAACCAUAGCUACCAAUAUUUUUGAGGGUCUCCUUGUUGCUUUACCUUUAAAUGAAAAUCCAUCGCUGACGUGUUCUGAUGAUCUGCUCUGGCUUGGUAUGGUCUAUGACAAGUAUCUCCACUGGUACGAAAAUUCCGCUGGAAUCCAGAUCUUCCCGGCCUUAGGAUCUCUUACAGAUAACGAGAUGGAAACAUUGAGCAACCACCCCCUGGUUGUUGUUGAGGUACAUGAUCAGUAUGUAUCAUUUUAUUUCAUGUACACGGUUUUCAUUAUUUUCUCAACAUCGACGUUAAUACAUAAUUGCAAGGUGAAUUAUUUUGAUAAAAGAGAAGACGGAACUCAAAUCAGUGUCUUCCGAUAUGUCAUUAAUGAUAAUAGGUUUAAACAAAUCCAGACUAAUGCGGUACUAUUAUUCUGGUUUAAAGAUUUAAAACUAAACCAACUGCAAAGCAUUCGUCGGAUGGUUUCCCCGCUGAGCAACCUUGGGGACAGCGAGGAAGAAGCAAACCAGCAAAACAGCGAAAAGCACGGUCAUUUUCCAGGCGACGACAUAAAAAUUGUCAAGCAUCACAACACAAUAGGCGGAUUUUACAAUCACAUUUUGAAUGCCCUCGGUUAUCUCACUGAUUGCGGGAGAAACAACAGUAUAUUCACCGGAGACAGGGGCCGACAGGUUGACUUCAGUGAAUGGUCUGUACACGGACAUACCAUUAAGGUUUAUGACUACUUUACAGCCGUGGAAGCCAUCCAGGACAUCAUUGAUCAAGGUGAAGGUAGCUCUCCUUGUAACCCCGUUGCCUGGGAUUCAGGGAGUGAAAAGUACUUGUCCCAUUACUUCCUAUUCUACUCCGUUGCUGAGAAGCACGAAAUUGAAGUUGUGGAGACGGUGCUGCCAACAGACGACAGUGGUGACAAAACUGUGGUAGAUUACACAAAGCUGUGCAAUGGCACAUACUACUUCAAUGGUACCCGGAUUCCCUUCGAUCCUGAUGGAGUUUGGCCGAUGGUUCCCAAUCCCCGGAUGUCAAAAUACGUAGAGGGCUCCAAGGCCCAUAAGCAGGCAGAAAGGUUUAACAUGAUCUACACCAAACUAUUGAAAUCACUGGAGAACGUGUUUAAUGGCCACCCUGACACAUUGAAAGAUGCUCUUGGGUUAAUGUAUUCUGUUGACCUACACUUGGGGAACUUAGUGCGCACGCCUAUUGACGACACUGGAGACCCGGAUGUAGGGCCAAAUGCUGGCCCGACUUUUGAUUUUAUGCCGUAGAAUGCAUUUCCCUGCUAUCGAUCUUAAGUAUCUGUCCCCGAAAAGUUAAUAAUUGAACUAAAAACCACUUCUGAUAGCAAAAUGUCUCUUGGGCGGAAAAUUAUGAAUCUUUUGCAGAAUGUUAGCGUAACAAGAGUUAGUAUAUUUCCUUGCAUGUCCAAGAAUUUCGAUGACAAGAAGAAGCAAUUUGAAGCAAUUCACCGAAAUUUAAUAUGUACUUCUCGUUGAAUACUAAGUUUCUUGACAUAAUGAUAAUUACAAUAAAUGAUGACGAUUGUGAUGACGACGACGACGACGACGGCGACGACGACGACGACGACGAUGUUGUACAGGGUCGUGCAUCGCGGGAGUUUUGUUUUAUGGGGCUUUUCAUUAUUUUGUUAUGAUGACCUCGGUUUGAUUUUGUUGUUGUACCGGUAAUACAUUGCCGGAUUAACCUCUCGACUUCUUGAACUUAAACCAAGAUCGGCUGCUUACCGAAUUAUUUGCUUCAGCAUAUUUCAACUUGAUUAAUUUAAAGUCGUUUAACAUCCCCAGUUAAUGCUAAACAGCAUUCCAAGUUGACCCUUAUUGUGCCUUAACGAACUCGAAGCGUUUUGGUGAAUCGAGAACAUUAAUUAAGGUUCCGAGCAAAAGAGAGACUGCUCGCAGUCUAGGAAAUCUCUUGCGUUUAUAAUGACAACCAUUGAUGGUGUUGUUCCCCCGAUGACAAACUAGACAUGACGGCGGACAGGAAAUUAAACAAAGUUAAAGCGCACUGUUUUGAAAACGUCUAAAAACAGUUUUUAUAUAGUGAACAUUGUGUUUCUACUGACAGCAGUGAAUUGACGGGAUUUCAAUUAAUGAUAGCCUUUUAUUUGAAAUUGGUUUGUCUCUUGUUCGUGUACAAAUAUUGUUAUUUGCGCCCAACACAUUGUCAUAGGUUUUCGUUUUUCUCAAAGGGAAGUUCUGCGAGUUCGAGCAUGAAACUUGGCAUGGUAUAUGUUUAAUAAUGAUCUCUUAAGGCUGUAAAGUAAAAUAAUCGAAAAUUGAGGUACCAGAUGCAUUUUUAUGCUGUUAAACAUGACCUAUAUUUUGCCGUUAUUUUUAACACACUUCAGAGGUGUUUUUAAAAUGGUUCGGAAAACCACUAUAUCAACAUAUCUGAGAUUAGUUUAAAACGAAAAAUAAAUUAGAAUGGUUGUUCCACAUUUGUGUGAA